Molecule: messenger RNA, 2007 nt
Organism: Symbiodinium pilosum
Lineage: Eukaryota; Dinophyceae; Suessiales; Symbiodiniaceae
Source: the annotation of a GenBank genome assembly
GUUCCAGAGAUUAUUCACAAGCUUUGGGCAAAGGGCAAAAAAGCUCGGAGAGAGAUGGCAAAGAUCCUGUUGCAAUGCGGCGGAGACAAGGAUUGCAUGCUGCACGAAGCCUUCACGGAGAAGGUGACUCACGAGUACGAGCAGAAUCGCUCCAACAAGUUUGAGGUCGAAAGCGGCAGCGCCGCCGCUCGAUUCGAAAGUAUUGCCUUCGGCCCAAGAACAAGGCGCGACAAGUAUCAGAAAAAUCUUCUGUGGUAUUGGGUGGAUACCAAGUACAAGGGCCUGCGCACGGAGGAGGAUAAGGAGACGCUGAGGCGACAGACAGAGCUCGGCAAGGGCGCUACAACCAAAGUGCCCCUAGGACUUGCAAGGCCCUCAACGAAGACAGGUGGUGCUGCGCCGCCUUCAGAAUCGGAUGAUGAUGAUGAUGAGGAGGCGGAUGAUGAGAGCGAGGUUGAUGAUGGUGAGAGUGGGUCAGGUGAUGAUGGUGAGUCAAAGAGCGAUGAUGGCAAUGAUGACUCGCCAAAGCGAAAGAAGAGGCCACAAUCGAAGCCAUCCAAGUCCAGGAAGCCCAAGCGCAAGCGGGAUGAAUUGGAUGAAGAACUACCAGAUGAGGAUCUGGAUGGUGUUCCCCAAGUCCUGGAUGAACUCCUCAAGCAGCAGAAGAAGAUGCAGGCGGUUAUGCAUGCUCAGCAGCUUCAAAACCGGAUUGACGAGCUGAACACGAUGCACGAUGAGAUUGCUGACAUUAAGUCAGAUGUGGAACGCUAUCUUACAGUGACAGUGCUGGCCAACAAGAAGGGUGCCAAGAAAAACCCUGCGAAAAGUGAGCCCAAAGCAGCUGCCAAGCCAAAGCGCGCUGCUGCGAAGAAGAAGGGGGCUAAGGUUUCUCAUGAAAUGGUGGCCGAGCUUGCGAACGCAGUGCAGUAUGAAAUAGAGUUUGCUUUCGGGGAGAAUUCCACAAAGAAGCUGCAAUCUGGAAACUUGAUAGGCAAAAUAAGUCAUGCGCAUACUACGGGGCAUGCUGCCACAGGAACUCGGGCAGCUAUGGAGAUGGUGCCAAGUAUCGUUGCAACCCUCGAAGUGACCUACGUACACAUAGGCCGUGAUCGCGAACACCCAGUCAUCCUACCAAGUAACUAUGUGAAAGCUUUGGUGGCAAAUGACAAGCUGACAAACCUAACUGGUGGGAAGCCUUUGUCCUGCCUAACAACUUUUUGGGAAAAGAUGCGGCCCUUGCGUCCGAACCAUCCCGUCUACGAAUUGCCUGAGGAUGCCUGGAAGCAUAUCAUUCCUGUAUAUUUGAUUGCCGACGAAGGUCGGGGCUUCAAGAAAACUGGAAUCAUGGUGCUGGGGUUCGAACCAAUUCUCGGAUAUGGAUGCGAUGUUGAAGAUGAAACCACCGCGUCAGAGCCUAUCAAGAUGAAUUUCCGAGGGAAUACAUUUAAAACCAGAAUGCUUUUCACGGUACUCCCAAAGGCUAUCUACAACAAAGAUGCAUCGCCCUUGCGCGAGCUGAUCAAUCAAUGGGCUGAUGAUUUCCGAAACUGCUUCUCUGGCCUCGAGGUGAAUCACGAAGGCGAAGCCAUAAAGACAUGGUUCAAAGGGGCGGAUACCGUUGUGGUUCUGAAGUACCUCUCUUGGAAGUUCUCCCAAAUCCUCAUGAAUGCGGAUGCAGUGAUCAAUGACCGAGCUUAUUUUGAGGAGAUUCGAAACUGCUUGUAUCACACUGACGAAUUUAUGACUGCCCUGUAUCAUUCUGGGUUGUUCAUUGCUCGGCUGCGUUUGGAGAGGAUCGUGCGACAUGGAUGUGAGAUGCUAGCAAGCUUCUCACGAUGUGCUGAUAUGGCCUUCCGGCAGAGCCCCAUCAAUCCGAUCUCAUAUUCUUGUCAAAUGCCGGAGGACUUCAUCAAUGGAUGUGCUACUUUGUCCCGCAGUGUGAAUGCCAGAGCGAUCGGCAUUCGGACCAUAGACUUGUAUAAAGUGGCAGUAGCUUCCGCAUGGUGA